AUGCCACCAAGAGCAAAACAUUUGCAGCCUCUUGAAGACUUGAGGAAAGCAAAGGUUCAUCUAUAUUAUCAUGAAGAAGCAUGGAUGAAUCUUCAAGAAGCUAAAACAUCAAUUCCGACUUUGAAAGGUGAAGAAAAAAUUAAACAAGGAGAAGAAAGAGAAAUUCUUCGUCUUCCUAAACUUCACUGUAGUCUCAAUCCAAUUGGAUUAUCAGGAAAUAAUCUCAAACAAUUUGUUCAUGAUCAAAACACAACAUUUCGUCAGAAUGAUGUAAAACAAUUGAUUAAACAGUUCAUAGUGGCAAUGGGCAACAAACGUGCAAGUUCAUACUUUCAUCAUAUUCGUGAAAUAGAACAAACAUUUAAUAUCAUAGACGCCAUUAUGGAAGAAGAAAUUAAAUCAGAUAUACAACCUGAUAUUGAAGAAAGAGACUCUGGUGAUGAUCAGGAUAAUGUAGAAUAG
Molecule: messenger RNA, 462 nt
Organism: Rotaria sp. Silwood2
Lineage: Eukaryota; Metazoa; Rotifera; Eurotatoria; Philodinida; Philodinidae
Source: the annotation of a GenBank genome assembly